AUAUCUUGAAAAUUUAUAAUAAUAUAAAAUCAUAUAAUUAGUUUGAGCUGUUUUCCAAAAAUUGUUUUGUUUCCAUACAAACCUAAAAUUAUAUGAUCAGGUCACUAAACACAUUUUAAAUAUUCAAAUCGUGGAAGCUUGCGAUUGAUUGGAUGGUCCAAAAACUUUGAAUUAUUCCCCAAAAUUGGGUUCAUAUAUUGUGUGUUAAAACCUGGAAUUAAAACAUGUCUUAAACACAAGAACAACAAAUAUUUUAUUUCUCCGACCGGCUAGGUCCAAAGCACAUCUAGACAUGGCAAUCUCCUAUUGGUUCACCUUCAUGAUUAAUAUAAAAUUUGAUGAUGUGAUGAAUAUUUCUUAAGUAAUGUUUAGACGAAUUCAAUGAAUACAGCCGUUAUAAAAGCCGUUGCUUUUUCCUUUGUGUAUUAUAAAAAUCUCACCUUUACAAAACUCAAUUGCAGCCAUAGAUCUGUACUUCGAUCCUCUCAUGGAAUCCAAGCCUCUCGGUCUAAACCAGCUCACACCAUACCAAACAUACCAGAUUCAGAAGCAGCUCAACCAUAGGCGCAGCACAACCUCAACCCUCUCUCCAAACCAAAUCCUAAUGAAGAAACUCUCACCUUCUUCCUCCAACUCCCAGAAGCUCUACAGAGGCGUAAGGCAAAGGCAUUGGGGAAAAUGGGUCGCUGAGAUCCGUCUACCUAAAAGCCGGACCCGGCUCUGGCUCGGAACGUUUGGAACCGCCGAGGAAGCGGCCUUGGCUUAUGACCAAGCCGCUUUUCAAAUCCGUGGAGAUAUCGGAAAGCUUAACUUUCCAGACAUCAAACACGAAGAGAUCAAUUCUCUCCCUUCCUCUGUUGAUGCCAAGCUCCAAGCUAUUUGUCAUAGUUUGAGAAAAACAGAGGAGACUUGCUCUGUUUCGGAUAAAACAGCAGACAUAUCCUCUGUUUCGAGUAAAACAGAGGAUAUAUGCUCUGCUGCGAAUAAAGCAGAGCUUUUUUUGAUAAAAACAGAGCAUAUGGAAAUGAAAUUCUCCGAUGAUUCACCAAGAAACGAUAAGAACUCGUCGUGGGAUGAGUCUAAGUUGGAAUCUUCGUCUUCAGAACAGGGCAUAACGUUCCUAGAAUUCUCGGAUUCUGAGUUAGACGAGAUUGGGAGAUUCGGGCUUGUGAAGUUUCCUUCGGUGGAGAUCGACUGGGAUGCGAUUAGCAAAUUGUCCGAAUCAUAAUGCUUACUACGAAGUAUUUUUCCUUUGUUGGUCGUUUAGUGUCUAGCUAAUCUCCAUGUGUUUUGGUUUAGCUUGGUAAGUUUUAAAGUC
Molecule: messenger RNA, 1318 nt
Organism: Brassica napus (rape)
Lineage: Eukaryota; Viridiplantae; Streptophyta; Magnoliopsida; Brassicales; Brassicaceae
Product: ethylene-responsive transcription factor ERF056-like
Exons: 1
Coding region: 488-1228 (246 amino acids)
Biological process (GO): regulation of DNA-templated transcription
Molecular function (GO): DNA binding; DNA-binding transcription factor activity
Source: RefSeq, a predicted model, not a curated record